Messenger RNA from Monopterus albus (swamp eel), 2331 nucleotides. Its product is annotated as myocyte-specific enhancer factor 2A-like. Gene Ontology annotation, molecular function: RNA polymerase II transcription regulatory region sequence-specific DNA binding; protein dimerization activity. Gene Ontology annotation, biological process: positive regulation of transcription by RNA polymerase II. The record is from RefSeq and is a predicted model, not a curated record. NCBI's taxonomy places the organism in Eukaryota, Metazoa, Chordata, Actinopteri, Synbranchiformes, Synbranchidae.
GUGUGUGUGUGUGUGUGUGUGUUUUCUAGAAACACCGACAAAACUCUCCGUGUGUACAGAAGCGUCGGGGUCCGGUUGGCAAACCAUACCAAACUGCUACUGGAGUACCAGAGUUAACAGUGAGACUUUGUGUUAAGGAUUUCUAAUUGAACCACCUGGAGCCCACUGAUAUUCUUCCUCAGCUGUUUGUGGAAGUUGUUUGGACAAUGGGGAGGAAGAAGAUCCAGAUCAGCCGCAUUCGGGAUGAGAGGAACCGACAGGUGACUUUCAUGAAGAGAAAGUUUGGUCUGAUGAAGAAGGCCUUUGAGCUGAGUGUUCUGUGUGACUGUGAAAUCGCCCUCAUCAUCUUCAACAGCUCCAACAAGCUGUUUCAGUAUGCCAGCACUGACAGAAGCAGAACCAACUCUGACAUUGUAGAGGCCCUGAACAAGAAGGAGCAUAGAGGCUGCGACAGCCCUGAUGCUGAGGCCUCCUACAUUCUUGCUCCCAGUACUGAGGAGAAAUACAAGAAGAUUAAUGAGGAAUUUGACAAUAUGAUGAAGAGUCAUAAAAUUUCAACAGGCCUUCCACAGCAGAACUUCAUGCAUGUAGCACCAGGUAGCAUGGCCUACAGACCUGGAGUGGGAGGAGGAGGAGUGACUUCCCAGGCAAUAGCUGCAGCGACAGCAGCUCUAGCUGAUAGCGGGAUCCUCUCCACACAUCACGCACACCUCCACAGAAAUAUGAACUCUCCACACAGACCUCACAGUACUGGAAAUACAGGUGGCCUGCAAGGCAGUCCUGAUCUGGCUCUGCAAAAUGGAUCUGGAGCAGUUGUGAAUGGUUUUUUAGGCUCAUCUGUACCUCUUGGGAACACACUGGCCUCUACCAGCUGCAAGACUGAUCUCCAAGUUGUCAUUCCCCAGUCCAAAGGAAUGAUGCAAACACUGAGCAACCAGAGGCUAAGCAGCAGUCACUCCCACCAGCCUCUAUCCACCCCAGUAGUCUCCAUCACCACACCCAGUCUGCCUCACCAGAGUCUGGUCUACUCUGGCAUCGGCUCGGCCUACACUGACAAUUACUCCCAGAACAGUGCGGAGCUGUCGGGCUUCAGCUCUCCUGCAGUCCUGCCUCUGGGGUCCAAUGCAGCAUGGCAGCAACACCGGCUGGGCUCGCUGGGGUCAGGGAGCUCCAAUCUCUCCAUCAACGCUGACAACAUAAACAUUAAAGCCGAGCCGAUCUCCCCAACUCACGACCACCUCAGCCAGUCAGGGUAUAUGACCCAGGCUCAUGCCCCUCCUCAUCUUCAUUGCUCCACUUCCCCAUCUGCCCGAGCAGAGAUGGGCACAUCUCCUGCAGACAGCAUCAGGUCCUCCUGCAGCUCCCAUGAGGGUGGCAGUGACCUGGAGGAUCAGCAGCGGCUGGACUUACACUCUGUCCCUGUGAGUCGGGCAGAGUGCAGGGAGAGUCUGACAGUCAAACGAAUGCGAAUGAACAGCUGGGUGACCGAGAGCCUGCAGCCACAUGAUGACACAACACCAGGGAAAACAUAAGAAGGACACUGUUAUGUAAAGAAUAUGCAUAUUUUAUUGAUGUGUUGUGUUAUUUUUCAUUAUCUCUGCUUUAUUGUCAGUCAGAUUUUUUUAGAAGAUUUAUGUAAAUAGUUUGGAAAUUAUGUGUCUGUCAGAAAUAGCUCAUCAACAUUCAGAAAAUCUUCAGUGGUGCUUAAAAAAUAAUAUGCUCUUCUUUUGAGAUAUUACUCUUUUUAGGCAUCAUAUACUGAUAAUGCGGGUGCAAUUGCAGUACAAGUUAUCAUUUUCUUAUCCAGUGGAAUGCAGUGAAGUACACUGAAGAAUGGGGGGUAGUGAUGUGUGUCUCGGUCUUCUGGCUUUUGAUGGUAAAGCAGUGAAGUGCUUGUGAAUGUCACCCAGUUCAUUUCUGAUCUUCUCAGGGUGUGAAACAUUGAAUGAGUCCAAUGUGAAAGCAAUACUCCCUCCACGUCAUCAUCCCUUGUCAUUAUAGAAACACUUAUUUAUAUCAGUCAAAGCAGUAUGCUGUUUUUACAGUUGUUGUUUGGAUGUGCUUUUACAGUGUGAACAGAACAAGAUGAUAUUUCUUUCAGAUUUGAAGCUGAAAGUCAUGGCUAUUCUGUUGGUUCUACCAAAAUAUGUCUUUAUGUUUUUGUAUGUAGUAUCUAUAAUAUAUAUUACUUUUUGCAGUAACUGUAUAUUGUUAAUCUGUCUAUUGGUGAAACAGGACACCACCGAAUUUUCCAAAAAUUAUAUUUUUAUGGAAGAGUUUUAGUCUUACCAGGCAUUAUUUUUUCAUGAACUGGCUGGCGGAUGCAUCUGU